AGUGUCAGCGCGCGGGUGUGGAGGGUGUGUGGGGCACGAGCCUUCAUAUUUCUCUGACGUGAGACAGAAACUCUCAGAAGAGCAAGAAGUCAAGCAGACAGAACCAAAAAAAGAAAUAAAGGGAAAAAGCAGAAAGGCCAGCAGGUAGAGAGGAACAUGAGGACCUUCCAGAGCCAAAGUCAGCCUGCGCAGCGCGGAGCCUCCAGCAGCCUGCACAGCCUCAGCAGCAGCGCCAUGAGUCCACUCAGCACGGCCAGCAUCACCCUCGCAGCCCUACUUAUCCUCACUAUACCCGUCUGCAAAAGUGCUCCAGCAGAACUUCAGCAAGCCACAACAGACCAGAGGCAGCUACUCAGCCAGAUAGACGCUGUGUGCUCAUCGUACCUCUCUGCAGAUCUGAAGUUUCAGGUGACUGAGGCAUCUGAUGCCUUAGGGGAGCUCUGUGUCUUGAUGCUGGUUCAGAAGUUAAAGGAACUGAAAUUGCGAGAAAAUAGUAAAAGGACCCAUGUGUUGCACCCUCUCCUGCAUCUAGUUUCUCAACUCCAUACCAGAAGAGACAGGGGACUCUCAAUGCGCGCUGAACUGCAGGGACCUGCUGGAAUCCAGAGCAGAGGUUACUUCCUCUAUCGGCCACGAAAUGGAAGGCGAUCCUUAGAAUAUGAAUGAAUUGAAGAGUCCCCACCUCUGAAGCUUAGUGUACAGAGACGACACAGACCCUGAGACCCGAGCCGCUGCACCUCGACUGAGUGAUCCAGACUUUAGCCACAGCUCUCUGCCACUGCUGUAUAGUGAUGUCUGAAUGUAUACAAAUAAUAUCAUUAAAUAUACUAGUCAUUUGUCCAGAUUUUAUUUUGUGUUAUAUGUUUGUCAUUUGCAUUAAAAUGCUAUA
Messenger RNA from Lates calcarifer (barramundi perch), 889 nucleotides. RefSeq names its product neuromedin U (gene nmu). Gene Ontology annotation, biological process: regulation of smooth muscle contraction. Gene Ontology annotation, molecular function: neuromedin U receptor binding. The record is from RefSeq and is a predicted model, not a curated record. Bases 157 to 666 code for a protein of 169 amino acids. The transcript has 9 exons. NCBI's taxonomy places the organism in Eukaryota, Metazoa, Chordata, Actinopteri, Centropomidae.